This is a messenger RNA of Caenorhabditis briggsae, 714 nucleotides long. The record is from RefSeq and is a predicted model, not a curated record. The transcript is spliced from 4 exons. NCBI's taxonomy places the organism in Eukaryota, Metazoa, Nematoda, Chromadorea, Rhabditida, Rhabditidae. The coding region runs from base 1 to 714 and encodes 237 amino acids.
AUGUUCCGAAGACUCGGUGAGAAGACCACUCUGUACCGGGCCGAGAGCCCAUCUCAAUACUCAUUGGCGUCUCAUCAUCAUUCGGAAGUCUCACUGCCUUCUGUUGAUUAUUCACAAGAAGACGACCGUCACUCUUGCAACACCCUUAUCGCCGACGAAUGGUCACAAAGUGCGGAUCUCCAUUCUCCGCCAAUUCAACCACUUCAAAAGCCAUCCGAAUCGGAGGACACACCCCAAGAGCGCAUUAUUACUCGCCGCGAAAUUGCGAACACGGAAUCGGAUUUGUGUAAAAAGCUCUCCCUCAUCGUCGAUCUGGUCUCGGACUUUGCGAAUGACGCCAAUCGUCUCUACGAAGGAGCAGAUGAGCUUUUAAAAGAGCUCCGAACCAAAAUCAGAGUCUACAUUUAUUUUUUGGACGUCGAAAUGGCUGAUGUUGAGAAACUGUUGAGAUUCAAUGUGGACCGAUCGACGAUCUGUGAUGAACGCAUUGAUUGGUUAUUGCAUUUCACAAAGUGUCAUAAAGAAAUGCGCCGCGUCCUAAACGAACUAUCUGAAGAAGUGUGUGAAGAUCUGGAGUCGUGUCUAGAAAUGAGAGCAAAGGGUGUGAUUGGCAAGAAGCCAAGUACAGUAACCAUCCAAACUUUGGCCGGGAUGAGAGAUGGAAUGCAGAAGGCUGCGAAGCUACUCGGUUGUAUGCCCCGUCAAAGGGCUUAA